AUGGUCUGCGGCGGCAUGGAUCGGGUGAUAAAUGGAGAACUAAGUUUGGGGAUUGAAAAUUUGGCUUGUGUACGUUGCAAUGAUGGUUUCGAUCUUCAUGAACAAAUUGUAAAUUCAUCCGGACAAGUAUGGCACGCCGACUGCUUUGUGUGUGCGCAGUGUUUUUUACCAUUCCAAGAUGGUAUUUAUUUUGAGUUUGAAGGACGAAAAUAUUGUGAACAUGAUUUCCAUGUACUGUACGCUCCUUGCUGUAGUAAAUGCAAUGAGUUUAUCAUUGGCCGUGUUAUUAAAGCAAUGAACGCAAAUUGGCAUCCAGAAUGCUUUAGAUGCGAACUGUGCAACAGGGAAUUAGCAGAUAUUGGAUUUCUUCGAAAUAGUGGCAGGGCACUCUGCCGAGACUGUAAUGAGACAGAGAAGGAAGCUGGUUCUGGACGUUACGUAUGCCACACAUGUAGGGCGAUAAUUGAAGAUGGUGGCCAUAUAAAGUACAAAGGCGAUAGUUUCCAUCCGUAUCAUUUUAAAUGCAGAAGAUGCGGCAAUGAACUUGACACUGAUGCCCGUGAAAUCGGUGGCGAAUUAUACUGUCUUCGGUGCCAUGACACUAUGGGAAUUCCAAUUUGCGGGGCUUGUCAUCGUCCGAUUGAGGAACGAGUUGUUACCGCUUUGGGAAGGAAUUGGCAUGUUGAGCACUUUGUGUGCGCCGUUUGUGAAAAACCAUUUUUGGGACAUCGGCAUUACGAGAAGAAGGGUCUUCCAUAUUGCGAAACCCAUUACCACAAGCUCUUCGGUAACGUAUGCUUCAAAUGUGGUAACGUGUGCAGCGGCGAGGUGUUUCAAGCACUUCAUAAGUCUUGGUGCAUUAAGUGUUUUGCUUGCAGUUUAUGCGACAAAAAAAUGGACCAUAAAACAAAAUUUUACGAAUUUGAUAUGAAACCAACGUGUAAGCGAUGCUAUGACAGAUUCCCGACAGAGUUGAAGAAGAGAAUCAGUGAUAGUCUGAAAGACAGAGAUUUAGAAAUGGAAAGGAAUCGGACGUUACAGAGUCGUUCGCUAAGUCCUUCGAAAGGUGGAACUUUGAAGAAAUAA
Molecule: messenger RNA, 1086 nt
Organism: Enterobius vermicularis (human pinworm)
Lineage: Eukaryota; Metazoa; Nematoda; Chromadorea; Rhabditida; Oxyuridae
Source: the annotation of a GenBank genome assembly